This is a messenger RNA of Pseudomassariella vexata, 879 nucleotides long. RefSeq lists its product as uncharacterized. The record is from RefSeq and is a predicted model, not a curated record. Lineage: Eukaryota; Fungi; Ascomycota; Sordariomycetes; Amphisphaeriales; Pseudomassariaceae. Bases 1 to 879 code for a protein of 292 amino acids. Gene Ontology annotation, molecular function: hydrolase activity, acting on carbon-nitrogen (but not peptide) bonds. Gene Ontology annotation, biological process: carbohydrate metabolic process. The transcript has 6 exons.
AUGUCAUCUCGCGGCCAAAAGCGCGUUCUCAUUAGCUAUGGUGUCGACGUGGAUGCGGUAUGCGGGUGGCUUGGAUCAUACGGAGGAGAGGACUCAACGAGUGAUAUCAUUAGAGGUCUAUUUGCCGGCACGAUAGGUGUACAGCGCCUCCUGAAGCUAUUUUACAAAUACAGCAUGAAGAUGACAUGGUCCAUACUAGGCCACAGUCUCGAAACCUUUCCUGAAGACCUGGCGGCCGUCCGAGAUGCGGGACAUAAAAUUGGCCUUCACGGAUAUCCACACAAGAACCCAACCGAUAUGACAAUUGAGCAACAACGGGAUGUGCUUGAUAAGACACACCGGAUGUUAACCGAGUUCACGGAAAAGCCACCACGCGGAAGUGUUGCACCCUGGUGGGAGUUCAGUAGAGAAUUUGGGCAGCUGCUACUAGACUACGGCAUCGAAUACGACCAUAGCAUGAGCCACCACGAUUGCCAACCGUAUUACCUUCGCACGGGCGACACAUGGACCAAGAUCGACUAUAAGAAGAAAGCAGACGACUGGUACCUCGAUGACCUGCCUCUCAUGAUGUUCAUCAAAUCGGCUCCCAAUAGCCACGGCUUCGUGAAUCCGCGCGAUGUGGAGGAUGUCUGGCGGGACCAGUUCGACUACUGUUAUAGGGAAUACGACGAGUUCAUUUUGCCAACCACCAUUCAUCCGGAUGUUAGUGGCAGGCCGCAAGUCUUAUUGAUGCAUGAGAGACUCAUUGAACAUUUCAAGAAGCACGGUGGUGUCGAAUUUGUGACGAUGGAGCAGAUCUGUGACGAAUUCAAGAGCAAGAAUGCACCAGCUAAAGGAGCAGUGCUGCCGGCGAAACCAGGUUCAUUGCUCAAACAGUAG